ACAGCACUACUUGCCAUUGUUUAUAAACUAUAAAACAAUAGAGAACGUUACAGCUACAGUAAAGAGCAUGCAAUCCGAACACUGGGGCGCCAUGGAUGAGGAGAGCGUUGGGCUCGCGCCCGACAAGUAUGUGCCGACGACAGCCAAGCGGCUAAAACUGGACGAGAUACGGCAACGCGGCGAUUUGGCGCUGCUGCCCGUGGACAAACACGAUCAAAUCGAGCUGAAGAGCUCGCUGGUCACGCAAACUAUCGAGGUGAUGAAACAAACCGAAGUGCUGCAAUCCCUCAUCGAUACGUACUCGAACAAAAAUGGCACUUCGAACUAUCUGCUCAAUCCCUGCCAAAUGAUACCCGAAGUCGACUUCCCGCCCGAAAAUGCCGCCGAUUUGGUGAGCGAACAAAAAUUCCAGAAACCCAUCUGGUUUAUACCCACUGUGGACACGGCAUACUCACGCGGUGACCCGCAACCGCAUCCGGAGAUCUCUAGCAAUACCUGCCGCCAUGCGCUACGCAAAGUCAUGUGCGGCCUGCUGCGUCUGGCCGGCUUCACCGACUGCUCCGAGACAGCGGUCAUGCUGCUAACCGAUGCGGCCGAAGAAUUCUUGCGCAGUUUCAUCACCGAGUAUCGCGGCUACUAUGACAUCGAUGACAGGCUGGAGAAGUCGACAAUGCUGCAGCUGCUGCCGCUGGAGCGGGCCUACUUCAGCAUGACGGGCACAUCGCUCACCCAGGUGCACAACUACUACAAGCACAAGGUGAUAACGCGCAAUCGCGUCGAGAUAGCCGAGUUCAACAGCGUGCUGCAAGAGUACGACAAGCUGAUGAAGGAGAGCCAGAGCAGCAUGCAGAAGCAGCAGCAGCUCCAGCAGCAUCACGACUUCAAUGGCCACGACUUUCUCAACAUACUCGAAAUGCAGUCGGGCGACGAUGGCGCCAGCAGCGCCAACGGCAGCAACAGCAUGGGCAACAUUGUUGGCGACAUGCUUCAAGAGCUGGGCGGCAGCACAAACUCCAGCAUCUCGCUGAGCAACGGCCAGCAGCAAAUACUAACCGGCAAUGCAUUGUACGGCCUGCUCGAUGGGCAAAUGAGCAAUACCAGCUCCACAAUGGCCAGCACCAGCAACAGCAACAACAACAACCACAACAACCAUAACAACAGCAACAACAACAACAACUAUCAGAACAAUUUUGAUACUUAGCACGACAGACAGCAC
Messenger RNA from Drosophila novamexicana, 1216 nucleotides. RefSeq names its product morphogenetic regulator of filamentous growth protein 1 (gene Spt7). The transcript has 3 exons. Gene Ontology annotation, cellular component: SAGA complex. The coding region runs from base 68 to 1201 and encodes 377 amino acids. The record is from RefSeq and is a predicted model, not a curated record. Gene Ontology annotation, molecular function: transcription coactivator activity; protein heterodimerization activity. NCBI's taxonomy places the organism in Eukaryota, Metazoa, Arthropoda, Insecta, Diptera, Drosophilidae.